This is a messenger RNA of Thyridium curvatum, 1425 nucleotides long. RefSeq lists its product as uncharacterized. The coding region runs from base 1 to 1425 and encodes 474 amino acids. Gene Ontology annotation, molecular function: glucosylceramidase activity. The transcript has 3 exons. The record is from RefSeq and is a predicted model, not a curated record. Gene Ontology annotation, biological process: sphingolipid metabolic process. Lineage: Eukaryota; Fungi; Ascomycota; Sordariomycetes; Thyridiales; Thyridiaceae.
AUGUGGACUGCUUCCGGGCUGGUCAUUUUGAUCACAGGCGCUUUCAGCCACGCCAGCCAUGCGCCGCGCCAGGCCGGCUCGAGCAUCACGGUCGACCUCGGCAAGACCUACCAGACGAUGGACGGCUUCGGUGCCUCGGAGGCCUUCCAGCGGGCCGUGCAGAUGAGCAAGCUGCCCCAAGCCGAGCAACGCCGAGCCCUCGACCUACUCUUCUCCACCACAAAGGGCGCGGGCCUGUCGAUCCUGCGCAACGGGAUCGGCUCCUCGCCGGACAUGAGCUCCGAUCACAUGGUCUCGAUCGCCCCCAAGAGCCCCGGUUCGCCGAGCAAGCCGCUCAUCUAUGCGUGGGACGGGUCGGACAACAAGCAGCUCUGGGUUUCGCAAGAGGCGCAGCACACCUACGGGGUAAAGACGAUCUAUGCGGAUGCUUGGAGCGCUCCGGGGUAUAUGAAGACCAAUGGCAACGAUGCUAAUGGCGGUAAUCUGUGUGGUGUUAGCGGGGCGACCUGCUCGUCAGGGGACUGGAAACAGGCUUAUGCAGACUAUCUCGUCAGGUACAUCCAGUUCUAUCAAGAGUCGAACGUGACGAUUUCACAUGUUGGCUUCCUGAACGAGCCUGAGCUCACUGCUUCAUAUGCGUCCAUGAGGUCCAACGGUCAGCAAGCAGCCGACUUCAUCAAGGUCCUCUACCCAACCCUUCAGAAGGCCAACCUCAGCCAUGUCCAGAUCAACUGCUGCGACGCCGAGGGCUGGAGCAGCCAGGCCGUGAUGCUGGGUCAGCUACGCUCUGUCGACGACUCCAUAGGUGUCAUCACAGCUCACGCCUAUACAUCAUCUCCCGGCUCACCCAUGAACACCAAGCACCGCGUCUGGCAGACAGAGGCUGCCGACCUCAACGGCAACUGGAAUGCCGCGUGGGUAGGCGGUGGCGGCGGCGGCGAGGGCAUCACGUGGGCGAACAACAUCUUCCAGGCGGUCGUGAACGCGAAUGCCUCUGCGUAUCUCUACUGGAUCGGCGUGCAACAGGGCCCUACAAACUCGAAGCUGAUCCGCAUCGACGGCAACACUGUCAACCCGUCGAAGAGGCUGUGGGCCUUUGCCAACUGGAGCCGGUUCGUUCGUCCUGGUGCGGUCCGCGUCGGCACCUCUGGGGCUGGCAACGGGCUGCGUAAUUCGGCUUUCAAAAACGUCGACGGCUCGAUCGCGGUGCAGUUCAUCAACGGCGGUGGCAGUGUAGCUAGCGUCUCUGUCAAGGUCAACGGGGCGAACGUGAGUGCCGUCAAGGGAUGGAUCACGGACAACACCCAUGACGUGGGUGAGCUUGCCGCUACCAUCACCAACGGCGUGGCGAGUGCGAGCAUUCCCGGUCGGUCGAUGGUGACCUUGGUCCUGAUGGAAGCGGACGAGCCCGCAAGCACGAACUAA